Molecule: messenger RNA, 1000 nt
Organism: Schizophyllum commune H4-8
Lineage: Eukaryota; Fungi; Basidiomycota; Agaricomycetes; Agaricales; Schizophyllaceae
Exons: 1
Coding region: 460-720 (86 amino acids)
Source: RefSeq, a predicted model, not a curated record
CCGCCUAAAUGUCGGCCAGGCGACAGCACGUUCCGUCUCUGCCCAUUUUUCUCCGCGCGUGCACCCAGGCCACCCGCGCGGUGGCGUCCAUACUGCCUCUCCUCGGACCCACAUGGGCCUGCUGCGCCCCACGCCUGCUGCCUGCACUGCACCGCAGCCGAACCUACCACCACACACGUACAAACGUCGCAUUUGGGGCACCUGCCUCCUCCGAACACGCGCGGGCUUUCAUUACGCGGGGGCGCGGCUCAGGCUAGGCGCGGGUCCAGCGUGCAUUCAAACAGAAAAGACAUCUACUUCCCCGGCUAUUCACGACACUUUCUCGGCUUGUUGAUUGACACCCCAACAGUGCUUCCUACUCCCCGCCGGAGGAUGCCCGCCCCAGCCAUAGGAGGUGGCUGACCCCUUGCGCCCGCGCAUGUUCUACCUUUACCACAGCACGCACGUUAUCCCCUAACCAUGCAUUCAUCCCUUUACGGUGCCUGCUUCGCUCCAACGCCCUCGACAUCAACAUACGUCCUCGGUAUCACCGCGGCGCUUGCAGACGUCCUUCUACGGCGACUUAUGCUGACCUCGACUUCCUCCCGCAUGGAGAUUCACAGCAGGACCAGAGCGACGGCGGUAGAAGGCGCCGUCCAACGUGUCGCCGCCACCCGGUCCGCGAUGGUGCAGACGGAACAGUGCGUGGACGCGGCGCGCAUGGGGGGUUUCAGCGGGUGAGUCACCGAUCGGCUUCAGCGCGAGGGGGCGUUCCUAACCACCAGAGCGAACGCACUGCUGGCCAGGCACGGUGCUCUCUGUGCCGACCACAGACCGCCGACGGGAUGCUUACCCUCUUAAUGGCUCGGCCACGGCGACACUGUCCAAUCCGUGCGCGGCUGGGCAGCGGGCUGUGGUCGGCAUCGUGCCUCGAACGAGCGGGAGGGGGUCCGUCCUACGAGUAUUUUGUGGCCACCCGACCUAGUAAUGCCACUCACGGAACCAUCUAUCCCCUAAAGCU